Triticum dicoccoides is the source of this 2271-nucleotide messenger RNA. RefSeq lists its product as uncharacterized. Bases 181 to 2121 code for a protein of 646 amino acids. The record is from RefSeq and is a predicted model, not a curated record. Gene Ontology annotation, molecular function: protein dimerization activity. Lineage: Eukaryota; Viridiplantae; Streptophyta; Magnoliopsida; Poales; Poaceae. The transcript is spliced from 5 exons.
CCCUCCUACGCCCUCCGCCGCCAACCUGGGCUGGUCCCCUGCUGCUCCGGCCUCCGGUGCUCGCCGGCUCGCCGCCUCGACCUCUCCUGCCUCCAGGCGGCCACGCGGCCCCGCCGUAUUCCCUCAAUCCCUCUCAGGACUGCUGCCUCUGCUGACUGCUGCCCAGAAUUGAAAUAAAAGAUGAAGAGAUAUUUUUCAUCCGUGGCCGCAACAGAAGUGCCUACACCCGGAGUUUUAGCAGGGAAUCAAGGGGCUGAGAGGACUGAAGCAAGUCCAGAAAAUGAAACAGCUGCAGAAAUGGGACCACCACCUUCAAUCUCAACUCGAGAAAGCAACGUUUUUGUUAUUCCUGAUUCUGCUCGUGGUCAACUAAGGGAAGGUGAUAUUGAACCUGAUCCUGGUCGUAGGAAACCUAUUGAAAGCUUAGAUCCGGAUAUUAGAGAUGUUGCUAGAAGGAUGUAUGUAAAUAUGGGUCCAUGCCAACCAAGUGGUCAUAAAUUUAAAAAAGAAACUAGAGGAAAUUCUUUGAAAAAGAGAUCCUUUCAAGCUAAAUGGUUCGGGAAGCAUUCUGAUUGGUUGGAAUAUAGUGUUGCUAAGGAGGCAGCCUUUUGUUUCUAUUGCUUUCUUUUUAAGCAACCUAGAGCAGAAAACUAUGGUGUUGAGGCAUUCACAACAGUAGGGUUUAAAAAUUGGAAGGAUGGACUUAGUAUUAUUGAUACACAUGUUGGUAAACAUGAUAGUGCUCACAAUAAAGCUAGACAACAAUAUGUGGCUUCCAAAAAUCAAAGUCAAUCUCUUGUAAAUGUGAUGGAUCGUGGCACCAUAAAGACCCAAGAAGAAUAUAAAGCUCGUCUUAUCAUUAUUUUGGGUGUUAUAAGAUUUCUUCUAUUACAAGCUCUUGCUUUUCGUGGUCAUGAUGAGAGCUCCAGUUCAAAGAAUAGGGGAUUUUUUUUGGAGAUGAUGAGUUGGUACGGGGAGAAGGAUCCGAAUGCUAAGACUUUGCUUGAUAGUGCGGGCGGGAACCAUUUGAUGACUUCACAUGGGAUACAAUUGCAGUUGUGUCAAGCUUGUGCUGAAGAGACCACCAAAGCAAUUAUUGAUGAUAUUGGAGAUAGAAAUUUUUCUUUACUAGUUGAUGAGUCUAGAGAUGCAUCAAUAAAGGAGCAAAUGGCUAUGGUUUUAAGGUAUGUUGAUAAACAUGGGUAUGCGAUUGAGAGGUUCAUUGGGAUUAAGCAUGUUGGUGACACAAGAGCGGCUUCUCUAAAAGCAGCUUUGGAUGAUCAAAACAUUGUUCUAGCAGUGAGUUUGAUUGGGAUCACAUUGCGGCAACUUCAAAAUAUAAGAGAAAAUGGUUGGGAUCAACUCUUGAAGGACACAACUGACUUUUGUGUUAAGCAUAACAUUAUAUUGCCUAACAUGGAUGAUACAAUACCCGCUCGGGGUCGUUCAAGGGGGCGUGGUGGUCAAAUGGUAACUUUCUAUCAACGCUUCAGAUAUGAAAUAUUCAAUGUUCUGCUUGAUCAAAUAAUUACUGAGUUAAAUAACCGCUUUGCUGAAAGAUCUACUCAAUUGUUGAGAUGCAUUGCUUGUCUUGAUCCAAGGAACUCAUUUGCUAAUUUUGAUGAAGACAAACUUGUUCAACUUGCUGAGAUGUAUGCUGAUGACUUCUCCAUAUAUGAGAUUUCUUUUGUCCUUAGAAACCAACUUGAAAACUUCAUUGCUGAUGUGAGAGCUGAUUCAAGUUUUGUUAGUUGUAAUGAUCUUGGUAGUCUUGCUGUGAAGAUGGUUCGGACUGAUAGACACAUGGUCUUUCCUUUGGUAUAUCAUCUUAUUGAGUUGACAUUGAUUUUGCCUGUUGCAACCGCAUCAGUGGAAAGAGCUUUCUCAGCUAUGAGUAUUAUCAAGACUGAGUUGAGGAAUAAGAUGGGUGAUGAUUGGUUGAAUUUUUCCAUGGUCUGCAAUAUUGAGCGAGAAAUAUUUGCAAAGGUUGAUGAUGAUGCUAUUAUAUAUCGCUUUCAAUCCUAUAGAUGUCGCAAAGGAACUUUACCUCGUCGUAGUAGUGUUGGCUCUUCUUCCACCGUUGAUCAAGUUAUGGAAGACGCUGAUGAAGCAAGCCACUGAUUUGGUACUCUUUUUACUGCAUGUACUGUUCGUAGUUUUUGUCAUCUUGUUUUUAUCUAUUUUGUUGUAUCUUUAAGCAUUGAGUUUAAAUUCGAAAUUAUUGGUACAAUUGAGCCAUAUUUGAGGUAGCUAUAGUUUGAUGGAGGUUAA